This is a messenger RNA of Syngnathus acus (greater pipefish), 4276 nucleotides long. Its product is annotated as phosphatidylinositol 4,5-bisphosphate 3-kinase catalytic subunit alpha isoform. Lineage: Eukaryota; Metazoa; Chordata; Actinopteri; Syngnathiformes; Syngnathidae. The transcript has 20 exons. Gene Ontology annotation, molecular function: 1-phosphatidylinositol-3-kinase activity; 1-phosphatidylinositol-4-phosphate 3-kinase activity. The record is from RefSeq and is a predicted model, not a curated record. Bases 1 to 3207 code for a protein of 1068 amino acids. Gene Ontology annotation, biological process: cell migration; phosphatidylinositol-mediated signaling; phosphatidylinositol-3-phosphate biosynthetic process. Gene Ontology annotation, cellular component: cytoplasm; plasma membrane; phosphatidylinositol 3-kinase complex, class IA.
AUGCCUCCCCGGCCAUCCUCAGGAGAAUUAUGGGGGAUGCACUUGAUGCCACCCAGCAUCAAAGUAGACUGCCUCCUGCCGAAUGGCAUGAUCCUCACGUUGGAGUGCCUCCGUGAGGCCACGCUGAUCACAGUGAAGCACGAGCUUUUCAAAGAAGCCCGGAAAUAUCCUCUUUACCAUCUACUGCAAGAGGAGAGCUCCUACAUUUUUGUCAGUGUCACCCAAGAGGCAGAACUAGAGGAGUUUUAUGAUGAAACCAGGAGGUUAUGUGACCUCAGACUCUUCCAGGCUUUUCUCAAAGUCAUUGAGCCUGUAGGCAACAGAGAAGAAAAGAUUCUCAAUCGAGAAAUAGGUUUUGCUAUUGGGAUGCCCAUAUGUGAGUUUGAUUUGGUUAAAGAUCCCGAAGUGCAGGACUUUAGACGGAAUAUUUUGAAUGUUUGCAAAGAGGCAGUGGACCUUAGAGAUUGUAACGGACCCCACAGUAGAGCGUUGUAUGUCUAUCCUCCCAAUGUGGAAUCCUCAGCAGAACUGCCCAGGCACAUCUACAACAAACUAGAUAAAGGUCAAAUAAUUGUGGUAAUAUGGGUUAUUGUGUCACCCAGCAAUGAUAAGCAAAAGUACACUUUGAAGAUCAACCAUGAUUGCGUGCCGGAACAGGUUAUCGCUGAGGCCAUUCGCAAGAAGACGCGCAGUAUGCUGCUCUCCCAGGAGCAGUUAAAGAUGUGUGUGCAGGAGUAUCAAGGGAAAUACAUCCUCAAAGUCUGUGGUUGUGAUGAGUACUUACUGGAGAAAUACCCCCUGAGUCAGUACAAGUAUGUGCGCAGCUGCAUCAUGUUGGGGCGAAUGCCCAACUUGAUGCUGAUGGCAAAAGACAGUCUAUAUUCCCAACUGCCAAUGGACAAUUUCACCAUGCCAUCGUACGCGCGACGAAUAUCCACAGCAACACCUUACAUGAAUGGGGAAACAUCCACAAAGUCACUAUGGACUAUCAACGGAGCACUAAGGAUUCGGGUGCUGUGCGCUACUUACGUCAAUGUCAAUAUUAGAGACAUAGACAAGAUCUACGUCAGGACUGGCAUAUACCAUGGUGGAGAGCAGCUGUGCGACAAUGUCAACACUCAGCGCGUGCCUUGUUCAAAUCCCAGGUGGAAUGAAUGGCUCAACUACGACAUGUACAUUCCAGACAUCCCGCGCGCUGCUCGUCUUUGCCUCUCCAUUUGUUCUGUUAAAGGGAGGAAGGGAGCAAAAGAGGAGCACUGUCCUCUGGCCUGGGGCAACAUUAACCUGUUUGACUACACCCACACACUCGUAGCAGGGAAGAUGGCGCUCAACCUCUGGCCCGUCCCACAUGGCUUGGAGGAUUUGCUCAACCCCAUCGGCGUCUCUGGCUCAAACCCCAACAAGGAAACCCCUUGUCUGGAGUUGGAGUUUGACCAUUUUAGCUCACCAGUGACGUUCCCUGAUUUGACCACCAUUGAGGACCAUGCAAACUGGAAUAUAUCCAGAGAGCUUGGCUUUAAUUACUGCCCCACGGGUUUGAGCAAUAGAGUGGCCCGAGACAACCCCUUCACAGACAUUGACAAUGAGCAGCUUCGCCAAGUGUGUAACCGGGACCCGUUGUCUGAGAUCACUGAGCAGGAGAAAGACUUUUUGUGGAGGCACAGACAUUACUGUGUCAACAUGCCCGACAUCCUUCCCAAGAUCCUCCUUGCUGUGAAAUGGAACUCCAGAGAUGAGGUUGCACAAAUGUAUUGCCUUCUGAAGAAUUGGCCUGCUAUCAAGCCGGAACAAGCCAUGGAGUUGCUGGAUUGCAACUUUCCCGAUCCCAUGAUCAGAAAUUUUGCUGUAAAGUGCCUUGAGAAGUAUUUAACUGAUGACAAACUGUCACAGUACCUUAUUCAACUGGUUCAGGUUCUAAAGUAUGAGCAGUACCUUGAUAAUCCACUCGGCCGUUUCCUGCUAAAAAAGGCAUUAACCAAUCAGAGGAUAGGACAUUUUUUCUUUUGGCAUCUAAAAUCAGAAAUGCACAACAAGACAGUGAGCCAGAGGUUUGGACUCCUGCUGGAGUCGUACUGCAGAGCCUGCGGCAUGUACCUGAAGCAUCUGAGCCGGCAGGUGGAGGCCAUGGAGAAACUCAUCAAUCUCACUGACCUCCUCAAACAAGAGAAAAAGGAUGAGGCACAGAAGGUUCAAAUGAAGUUUCUGGUGGAGCAGAUGAGGAGGCCAGACUAUAUGGAUGCACUGCAGAGCUUCACCUCCCCACUCAAUCCAGCACAUCAGCUGGGAAACCUCCGUCUGGAAGAAUGUCGGAUGAUGUCAUCUGCCAAGCGACCUCUGUGGCUUAAUUGGGAAAACCCAGAUAUGAUGUCAGAGCUCCUGUUUCAGAACAACGAAAUCAUCUUCAAAAAUGGAGAUGAUUUGAGGCAGGACAUGCUGACGCUGCAGAUCAUUAGGAUAAUGGAGAACAUCUGGCAGAACCAAGGCCUUGAUCUCAGGAUGCUCCCCUACGGUUGUCUGUCCAUCGGUGACUGUGUCGGGUUGAUUGAGGUGGUGAGGAAUUCUCACACCAUCAUGCAGAUCCAAUGUAAAGGAGGCCUAAAGGGGGCGCUGCAGUUCAACAGCCACACGCUGCACCAGUGGCUUAAAGAUAAGAACAAGGGCGAGAUGUAUGACCAAGCCGUAGAUUUGUUCACACGCUCGUGUGCAGGCUAUUGUGUCGCCACAUUUAUCCUGGGCAUAGGAGAUAGACACAAUAGCAACAUCAUGGUCAAAGAUGAUGGACAGCUGUUCCACAUAGAUUUUGGUCAUUUCCUUGACCACAAAAAGAAGAAAUUUGGAUACAAGAGAGAGCGUGUGCCCUUUGUUCUGACACAAGACUUCUUGAUCGUCAUAAGCAAAGGAACACAGGAGUGCACCAAGACAAGAGAGUUUGAAAGAUUCCAGGAGAUGUGCUACAAGGCCUACCUGGCAAUCCGACAGCACGCCAACCUCUUCAUCAACCUCUUCUCCAUGAUGCUGGGCUCAGGGAUGCCUGAGUUACAGUCAUUCGACGACAUCGCUUACAUCCGGAAGACCUUGGCCCUGGACAAGACGGAGCAGGAGGCUCUCGACUAUUUCAUGAAGCAGAUGAAUGACGCUCAUCACGGCGGCUGGACUACUAAAAUGGACUGGAUCUUCCACACCAUCCGCCAACACGCCAUGAACUGAAAUGGAAAGCAAAGUAGCGGAGUGAAGCGAAACUAUGACGUGAAUCAGCUGCGCACUGAGAACCAAAAAUGCAGUAGCAGCAAUGAAUUGCCACACUAAAACCUGGUUUGUCUCUUGCCAGCAUGCGACUCUGAACCAUUACCUGCCAGCGCAGUAUGAACAGGGGUGCUAAGAAGAGCCUUUAUCAGGGACACUAAAUGUUUUCAUGCCCUUAUGAUUUUCUUUUUGGUGGCUGCACGAUAUGAACUUCAGAGUUGUAUUUCAUCAGUUCCCUCCAUAGGAACUAAAACCGUUUAAUGGACCUUGGGCACAUUUGGCCGUCUUCUUAAGAACUAACGAGAGACACUUUAUUUUCUACUCUCUCUUUUUUUUUUUUUUUUUAAUAUAACCAUCGGAAGACAUCAGCAUUACGAGGAACAUCACUAUGAAUUUGUGCAAUCGCAAGCACAGCAGGCUUUUUUCUUUUGUUUAUUUCUAUAUCUCAGACAGCUGACAGGAAUCACACUACAUGAGUUUCACUACCUUUAUUUAAAAACUAUGAAUGAUAGAGAAAGUGGAGACGGUAUUGCUGCAUGUGGGAGAAAGAAAAGGCCUUUGGAAAAGUCUGUCCAGAUUACUCAUGAAAAUCCUGAAAAGGAACUUGCAAUAUUCAGAGUAGAGAUGGAAAGCUGUUUGCAUGGAUUCAAUUCAGCACGCUCUUGGCCCUCACAAGUAUGACAAUUCUGAACACUAAAAAAAUAACGACUCACUAGUAAAAUGUCUCCUCUACUUCCUCCCACUGACAUUUCUGCACAAUAGCAGGUCUACUUUGGUAAGGCUAAACUAUGUACUCCUUGCACUAGUACCUCUAGUGACGAUAUAAGAAAACUGUGAAACUCAUGGAGUUGUCGUACAAGUGAGGACAAAGCCCUCACUAAUACAGCAAACGUAAUUUGGUUUCCAUAAGGCCGUUUUUAAAUGUAUUUAUUCUGUAUCCUUGAUAUCAAGCCUAAUGUCCAUUUACUACUUGGACGGUCUUUGGCCUCAUAAAAAGAAUAUCAGCACAUGAAUAGAAUGCCUGUCUCAAUGG